This is a messenger RNA of Phacochoerus africanus (Common warthog), 3734 nucleotides long. RefSeq names its product solute carrier family 13 member 4 (gene SLC13A4). Gene Ontology annotation, biological process: monoatomic anion transmembrane transport. Lineage: Eukaryota; Metazoa; Chordata; Mammalia; Artiodactyla; Suidae. The coding region runs from base 799 to 2679 and encodes 626 amino acids. The record is from RefSeq and is a predicted model, not a curated record. The transcript is spliced from 16 exons. Gene Ontology annotation, molecular function: transmembrane transporter activity. Gene Ontology annotation, cellular component: membrane.
AAAGUUAAGGUGGGCCUCCAGCAAGAUUUUGUCCCGUGACAAAAAGGAAUGUCUUGGGGACUUUUUUUCUGCUUUGGAGGCCCAGGCUCAAGGCAAAUUACAAUGGGAAAUCAAUCAGAAGGAAAGAAAUUUGCACAGAGUUAAGGUGCCAGGUCCUGGGAGAGGAGACCAGCUCUACCUGAAGUCUGCAUCCUGUGCUGACAAACUCGGGGUUUGUUUUAAAGAAAGAAGGGACUAGAUAAUUUUUUGUGUCUUUUUUUUUGUUUGUCUGCUUUGUUUUUUUUUUAAAGGGAAGGGGGCACAGCCAGCACAGGUAGAAAGAGGAAGUGGUAAUGCCCCAAACAGGCCAUUAGAGAGAGGAAGAUUAUGGAGGUGUUCGGUAUUUUUAAUUUUUUUAAAGCUCUUAAAUGACUUCUUCAAAACCAAACAGCUGCAGCAGAGGAAUAAUCUAGAUUGCUUAAGGGGGCUUUGGCUGCGCUUUAGCAUGAAGUUACUCCAUUACUGAUCAAGCAAAGAGGGGGCCAUUAUGUGCCCAUUUAGCAUCCUUCCCCGCUUCCUUUUGGCUGGGCAUAAAACUAUGCUCACCAAUCCCACCUAAAACAGGAGGUGAGAAGCCCAGCCUGUGGUGCAAACAGGGCCUGUACCUGCCCUCCUGUUCUGCCCUGGAGAGGCAAGAGGACUCUUGGAAGCCAAGAAAGGUUGGAGAAGUCUUUCUGGCUGGGGGCGACCAUCGCAAACAGUCCAGGCACUUGGUUGGCGCGAAGGCUCCGAGGGGGAGGAGGUGACUCGAGGUCCAGGAUGGGCUUGCUGAAGGGCCUUCUCCGAGCCAGGAAGCUGCUGCUCAUCAUCUUGGUGCCGCUCCUGCUGCUGCCUCUGCCGGUGCUCCAUCCCAGCAGCGAGGCUGCGUGUGCUUAUGUGUUGAUCGUGACUGCUGUGUACUGGGUGUCUGAGGCGGUGCCUCUUGGAGCUGCAGCCCUGGUGCCUGCCUUCCUCUACCCGUUCUUCGGAGUCCUCCGAUCCAACGAGGUGGCGGCUGAAUACUUCAAGAACACCACGAUGCUGCUGGUGGGCGUCAUCUGCGUGGCGGCAGCUGUGGAAAAGUGGAACCUGCACAAGCGCAUUGCUCUGCGCAUGGUCCUGAUGGCCGGAGCCAAGCCAGGCAUGCUGCUGCUCUGCUUCAUGUGCUGCACCACGAUGCUGUCCAUGUGGCUCUCCAACACGUCCACCACCGCCAUGGUCAUGCCCAUCGUGGAGGCCGUGCUGCAGGAGCUGGUCAGUGCAGAGGAGGAGCAGCUCGUGGCCGGCAACGCCAGCGCCGAAGAGGCCGAGCUCAUCAGUCUCAAGGCGAACAACAGCCAACCCUCUCUGGAACUCAUCUUUGUGAAUGAAGACACGUCGAAUGCAGACUUCAGUUCUCUGAUGAUGAACAAGAACCUAAAUGGUGUGCCCACCGUCACCAGCCCCGUCAAAACGGCAAACCACCAGGACCAGAAGCGGCACCCGCCCCAGGAAAAGCCACCAGUACCGACCCCCCACCCCAGGAACCAGGAACUCAAAAAGAAAUACAAGUCCCAGCACGACCAAAUGAUCUGCAAGUGCCUCUCCCUGAGCAUCUCCUACGCUGCCACCAUCGGGGGCCUGACCACCAUCAUCGGCACCUCCACCAGCCUCAUCUUCCUGGAACACUUCAACAACCAGUAUCCAGGUGCAGACGUGGUCAACUUUGGCACCUGGUUCCUCUUCAGCUUCCCCAUCUCCCUCAUCAUGCUGGUGGUCAGCUGGUUCUGGAUGCACUGGCUGUUCCUGGGCUGCAAUUUUAAAGAGACCUGCUCUCUAAGCAAGAAGAAGAAGACCAAAAGGGAAGAGUUAUCAGAGAAGCGGAUCCAACAGGAAUAUGAAAAGCUGGGAGCCGUUAGUUACCCUGAAAUGGUGACUGGAUUUUUCUUCAUCCUGAUGACAGUGCUGUGGUUUACUCGGGAGCCUGGCUUUGUCCCCGGCUGGGACUCCUUCUUUGAAAAGAAGGGCUAUUGCACCGACGCUACAGUCUCCAUCUUCCUUGGCUUCCUCCUCUUUCUGAUUCCAGCAAAGAAGCCUUGUUUCAGGAAAAAGAAUGAUGGGGAGGACCAGGAGCCCUCCCCGGGGAUGGAGCCCAUCAUCACAUGGAAGGACUUCCAGAAGACCAUGCCUUGGGAGAUUGUCAUCCUGGUGGGAGGAGGCUAUGCUCUGGCUUCUGGCAGCAAGACCUCUGGUCUCUCCACAUGGAUUGGGUACCAGAUGUUGUCUCUGAGCAGCCUCCCACCGUGGGCCGUCACCCUGCUGGCAUGCAUCCUGGUGUCCAUCGUCACAGAGUUUGUGAGCAAUCCAGCCACCAUCACCAUCUUCCUGCCCAUCCUGUGCAGCUUGUCGGAGACGCUGCACAUCAAUCCACUCUACACCCUGAUCCCUGUCACCAUGUGCAUCUCCUUUGCAGUGAUGUUGCCUGUGGGCAACCCCCCCAACGCCAUCGUCUUCAGCUAUGGGCACUGCCAGAUUAAAGAUAUGGUGAAAGCUGGCCUGGGGAUCAAUGUCAUUGGCCUGGUGAUCGUGAUGGUGGCCAUCAAUACAUGGGGGAUUAACCUCUUCCACCUGGACACUUAUCCCGCCUGGGCUAAGGUCGGGAACGUCACUGAUCAGGCCUAACAUGUGGGCAAACAGCCCAACCAGAGGAGCUGCCAGCGCCUGGCAGAAUCUGAUCAACAGGCCAAGAAAACCACCAGGAGCACACAACCUCCACCAGAAGGUUCCUCCGUCCACCGCCUCGAGUGGAGCGCAGGGAGUCUCCCACGAGAGCACAGGCUCGGGUGCUGGUGUCUCCUGCUCCGCCCUCCCUCCUCAGCACCUUGGCUCGUGGAGACGUAAAGCCUUCCCCUCCUUCCCCAUAUAUCGUCUCUCCAAUCAGCUCUUCUGAAAACAGGACGAGACAAAAGUCUGUCUUGGUUGCCCUCAGAGGCUGAGCCUCAACGACUGAAGAGUCUCACUGGGUUUGAUGUUAUUCUUAAUUUUGUAAUCCCCUUUAGGAGUCAAAGGAGAAAUCCAUCCUGCCUUCACCCAGAGAGCAAAACGAGUGACGUCUCCUCUUUGGGAGAAAGUCUCACCCAGCACUUGAGCCUAACAUCAGCUGCUUUCUCCUAAGGGUUUCUGUCCUGAGUUCUCUCCACACAAAGGCAGUUCUUUCGAAGGCCUCUCUGUGGCUAUCAGUACUCUUAUCAUUACUUCAAGUCCCUUCUAAGCAUCUUUCUUCAAUAGCUUCUCUAUGCCUUGCACCAAAUUCCUGUAAAGAAAUAGUGUUUUCCUUCAGAAGAGAGGCUGGCCGUUCUGAGUGUGAAAGGAAAAGGAAGUAGAGAAAGAAGACACAUCGUGAUGAGUAUCUCCCUUCACUCAUCACUAAGCAUCAGUGCCACCUCACUGGUUAAGAGGGAGAAAAAAACCCUCCAUACCUGUCUUGGUAAGGAGGCCAGAACUGUGACUAAGACCACAGCACUAUUAGUGAUAUCUGACAGGCCUUCUUCUGGAGGUAAUGAAUACUUCCACUCUGAGAAGACAAGUACAGAAAGGUCCAAACACAUCAGUGACUUUCUACAAGUCAUUGAGCCCUUGAGGGGAGGGGAGAUGUCUUCUAUCUCGUAAAGUCCUGGCAACUUAGGCAAUAGAAUAAUCUGUACCUGCUCAAUAAACAUUUCUCUUGAGAAAAAUCA